This is a messenger RNA of Plasmopara halstedii, 954 nucleotides long. RefSeq names its product Calmodulin and related proteins (EF-Hand superfamily). The transcript has 6 exons. Bases 1 to 954 code for a protein of 317 amino acids. Lineage: Eukaryota; Oomycota; Peronosporomycetes; Peronosporales; Peronosporaceae. The record is from RefSeq and is a predicted model, not a curated record. Gene Ontology annotation, molecular function: calcium ion binding.
AUGUCUGGUACAAACUCUACAGAACUCAUUGCUGACGACUUCAAUGAACUGCGAGCUGUUUUUAAUGUAUACGACGAAAACGAAUCAGGCUCUAUCUCUACUUUACAUAUUCCAGAACUACUGGAAAAGCUUGGGCGAGAUGCAUCGGAAGAGCUUCUAAAUGAGCUGGACGACUGUACGGAUAAUAGCGGCGUGGUAAGCUUUCAAGAUCUUGCAUCGCUUCUUCGGAGCAAUGCACUUCGACAGCGAGAAAAGGAGCAAGCGUUGACAAAAGAGUAUCGCUUAAAGUGUGAAGGAGACGGAAAUUAUUUGGAAGCACAGCGUGCAGAUUCACAGCUUACAACUCUCCGUCAAAAGGAAUUUAAAAGGCAAUCCAAAGCGUUGAAAGUGCGUCAGAUAGCCGAGCGUCAGGACGUCCAGAUGGCGCAUGUUAUGCAAUUAAAUGACUUUAAUCGACAGAUGACGGAAAGACAUGCAGCUGAUCUUGUAGCAUAUCAAGAGAAAUUGCAGCAUGCACAGCAGAAAAGCUACACAGAGGCGCAAAAGAUGAAGCAACUUGCCGAUGACGUCGAAGCUGACGAACGGUCCAAGCUAAGCGAUGAGCUACUUGUGGUGUUUGCACGCAAAGAGACCAAACUUCGACAACAGCAACAAGCUGAGAUGAAAGCACUUUUAAAACGCAUUGAUGGUCGACGUAAUGAACACUUGAAACAGCGUACUUUGGAUUCAAAGCGAUUGAUGCAACGCAAUCGCAAUGUUCAGUCUGUUCUUGAGUCAAAGCAAGUGGCUGAGGCCACGCGAAAGAUGCAGGACAUCAAAAUGAGUCUCGCACCUAAAGAACGUACUGUUUCUCGGGGGGCAUUGAAUGUAAUUCCGCCUCAAGCGCGAGGAAGUCGUAUAAAAAAAGUGGCUUUAUCUCCGCCCGAGCAUUCAUCUACGUCACCGGUUAUCUGA